Molecule: messenger RNA, 333 nt
Organism: Staurois parvus
Lineage: Eukaryota; Metazoa; Chordata; Amphibia; Anura; Ranidae
Source: the annotation of a GenBank genome assembly
AUGCCAAUCUAUAAGCUCACCUACUUCAAUUUCAGAGGAAAGGCAGAGCUCCUUCGCUACCUAUUUGCCUAUAUGAAUACAGAGUAUGAAGACUGCAGAAUUGAAGAAAAUGACUGGCCUGAACACAAGUCUUCUUAUCCAUUUGGGAAAAUCCCAGUUUUAGAAAUUGAUGGGAUUGUUUAUUAUCAGAGCCUUGCUAUAGGCAGAUACUUGGCCAGGAAAGCAGGACUGACAGGGAAGACGGAACUGGAUGACCUUCAUAUUGAUGCCAUAUUAGACACCAUUGAUGACUUUGUGUCACGAUUUCCCUGGUACGCAGAAGACAAAGUAUGA